Lathyrus oleraceus (garden pea) is the source of this 525-nucleotide messenger RNA. RefSeq lists its product as uncharacterized. The transcript has a single exon. The coding region runs from base 1 to 525 and encodes 174 amino acids. NCBI's taxonomy places the organism in Eukaryota, Viridiplantae, Streptophyta, Magnoliopsida, Fabales, Fabaceae. The record is from RefSeq and is a predicted model, not a curated record.
AUGAAGAUUCCGAUAAAGAAGAAAGAUCGGGGAGUUGUCACCAUCCCUUAUACUAUUGGAGAUAGGUCAUUCAACAAAGCUCUUAUUGAUCUAGGAGCUAGUGUGAGUCUCAUGCCGUUAUCCAUUUACAAGAAGCUUGGUAUAGGGGUUGUGCAAGAUACCAGGAUGGCACUCCAAUUCGCCGAUCAUUCGGUCAAGAAACCGUAUGGUAUUGUUGAAGAUGUUCAGGUGAAAAUUGACAAGUUUGUAUUUCUGGUGGAUUUUGUGAUUCUUGAAAUGCCGGAAGAUGAAGAGAUCCCUCUCAUUCUUGGGAGACCCUUUUUAGAAACGGGAAGGUGCUUGAUCAACAUAGAAGAAGGGACCAUGAUGUUGAAGGUUUAUGAUGAGGAAUUGAAAACCGAUGUUCGAAACACCAUGAGGUACAAGGAUGAUAUAUGUACCAGUCAUAAUAUAGAGAUUCUGGAUCAGGUGAUGACAUAUGAUAGUCCUUUGAAUGCACCACAAUCACCUUUGAAAGAGUGUUAA